GACGGGGGCGGCCCCGGGCGGAGAGAGGGCCCCGCGGGCGGGCGCACGUCGAGGGCUGCGGCCGCCGCGGUAGCGCACGGGGCCACCCAACCGGCCGCGGGCCCAGGAUCCAGGCGUCUGGACCGAGGUUGAGCUGUCGGGAGGGUGGAGCCACAGGGCCUGCAAAAUGCUGGCUGUCCCGGAGCUGGGCCUGCAGGAGCUGUACAUCGGUAAGACCCUCACCUCUGCCGCAGCCCCCCUCCCCCUGGCCCUCAGACCCACCCCCAGUCUGUCCACAUGCCUCUCCCAGCAGAGGCUCCCCUGAGCUGUUCUGUGUGUGUGCUGGGGUGGGGCUGGGGGGUCAGUGCACAUGGGAUUGCGUACGUGAGAGAAUGUGUGUGUCUGUGUGUGGGCGCUUAGCAGGCAUGUUCAUGGAACCCCCAAGUGUCUUCAUGUGUGCGUAUGUAGGGCAGGCCUGUGUGUAAUGUGUGUAUGUGUGCGUGCGUGCACACGCAUGUACCUCUGCCUAUGGGCAGGUCUCUGGGCACAGGGUCUUGGAUGAGCGUGUGUGUGUCUGCACAGAGCUCUCUUUGUGGUUGUGAGUGUCUGCCUGUGGCCUGGUCUGGGAGCAGGCUCUGGUUUCUCUGCGGGGGUAGGAGGCCAGGAGGCAGGAGGAACACGCCACAGGAAGUCCAUUCACAAAGACCUGGAGGGCUGGGCCUUCCUUCCUGCCUCGCUUCCCAGGCUCAGGUCAUAGCAACUUGGCUGCUCAAGCUGGAGCUGGUGGUAGGGCCCAAGCCUACUCUGGCCGCCUGAGAAAAGGGGGCUCUGGGAGUGUGACUGCCAUGUCUCUGCCCCUCCAGCUCCUCAAGAUGGAUGCCAGCCCUGUCCAGGCAUUUCCUAGGGUCCCCUUCAUGCCCAGCCCCUCACGUAUGUUCGUGGGGUAUCCCAAGGCCAAGGGGGGCUGGGAGCUGUCAGGGCUACGUGGCUGUGGCUGAGGGAGUGCAGGCCCUGGCCUGGCUCCGCCUGAAGCCAGACAGACCUGUCUGAUUUGCUCAUGUGUCUUCAUGUCAGACCCCAUCUGUCCCCCAGCCAGCUCCCCCUCAACCCACACAGGCAUCUCAGGGCAGCCCCAGGGCCCCUCCCAGGGGCCUUAGCAAAGCCCAGUGUGGUGGUGACAAGCCACCAGCCCACACCUGGGGAGCUUGUCCAGCCAGGCAGGCCGUCCUGCUCCUGAGCUGCCUGAGCCUCCAAGCCAGGCUUUGGGCUACCUUCCAGGAGCUGGACUGCCUCCUUCCCCCAAAGGUCCAGCUCAGGCCUGGGCCUGGGAGAGGAUCUCAAGGGGGCCUCCUGCCCCCAAAACGCUGGCUCCAGGUCUCUGUGUGCUGUGGGGGAGGGGGUGUUGUGGGAGAGGGGAGGCUUGGCAUCUGACUUCCCUGUGGGGUGGACACCCCUCAGCUCAGGGCUGGGCCAGGGGCCCUUGGGAGUGGGGGGCAGGGGGCAACGCCUUCGAAUCCUGAUUAGAAGCAUAAGGGGGCAGAGAAGCAGCCCCACCUCGCAGUCAGGUCUGUGGUUCCCCCACCUUUUCUGGUUUCUCCACCCUCUACCUUCACUCCAGGACCUCACCUGCCUCACCCCCCUGCCCUUCCGUGUCUGCACCCGGUCUCCUGCCUCGACAGUGCCUCUCUGUCUCUCCCCUCCCCUGCUGUGUCUGACGGGUGCUGGGGGAGACAGUGGGUCCCUAGGGGAAGCAUGAGUCACCCCUCAGGAAUAGGUCACCUCACCUGAGGCCAGGCCCUGAGCCCCAGUGUCCCCCUUCUACCUUGGUCCUGUCCUUCCCAUCCUCCCUCCCAAGUCCCAGGUCCCCAGCAGGGUGCCCCUUACCAAUGACUGAUGGAGAACCUUCCAGGCCUGGGGCCUGGCCGCCAGCCCCUUACUCUGAUGGUGCCAGAGUGACUUGCCCUCUCUUUGCAGGUUCCAGCCCAGGGCGGUCCCCAGUGCCCAGCCCACCCGGCUCCCCAAGGACCCAGGAAAGCUGUGCCAUUGCCCCCCUCACACCCUCACAGUCUCCAAAGCCCGAGGCCCGGGCCCCGCAGCAGGCCUCCUUCUCCGUGGUGGUGGCCAUUGACUUCGGCACCACAUCCAGCGGCUAUGCCUUCAGCUUUGCCAGUGACCCUGAGGCCAUCCACAUGAUGAGGAAAUGGGAAGGUGGGGACCCAGGCGUGGCCCACCAGAAGACCCCCACCUGCCUGCUGCUGACCCCAGAGGGUGCCUUUCACAGCUUUGGCUAUACAGCCCGAGAUUACUACCAUGAUCUGGACCCUGAGGAGGCUCGUGACUGGCUCUACUUUGAGAAGUUCAAGAUGAAGAUCCACAGCACCACCGAUCUCACCUUGAAGACCCAGCUAGAAGCCGUAAAUGGAAAGAAAAUGCCAGCCCUGGAAGUAUUCUCCCAUGCCCUGCGCUUCUUCAAGGAGCAAGCCCUUCAGGAGCUGAGGGAGCAAUGCCCGUCGCUACCGGAAAAGGACACUGUGCGCUGGGUGUUGACGGUGCCCGCCAUCUGGAAACAGCCAGCCAAGCAGUUCAUGCGGGAGGCUGCCUACCUGGCUGGACUGGUAUCAAGAGAGGAUGCAGAGCAAUUACUCAUCGCCCUGGAGCCAGAGGCUGCCUCUGUCUACUGUCGCAAGCUGCGUCUGCACCAGCUCCUGGACCUGAGCAGCCGGGCUCCUGGCAGCAGGCGCCUGGGGGAGCGCUGCUCCAUUGAUUCGAGCUUCCGGCAGGCCCGAGAGCAGCUUCGAAAGUCGCGCCACAGCCGCACGUUCCUGGUGGAGUCAGGCGUCGGAGAGCUGUGGGCCGAGAUGCAAGCAGGAGACCGCUACAUGGUGGCAGAUUGCGGGGGAGGCACCGUGGACCUGACCGUGCACCAACUGGAGCAGCCCCAUGGCACCCUCAAGGAACUCUACAAGGCCUCUGGCGGCCCCUGUGGCGCGGUGGGAGUGGACCUGGCCUUUGAGCAGCUGCUGGGCCGCAUCUUCGGCGAGGACUUCAUCGCCACCUUCAAAAGGCAACGCCCAGCAGCCUGGGUGGAUCUGACUAUAGCCUUUGAGGCCCGCAAACGCACCGCAGGCCCGCACCGUGCGGGGGCGCUCAACAUCUCGCUGCCCUUCUCCUUCAUUGACUUCUACCGGAAGCAGCGAGGCCACAAUGUGGAGACGGCCCUGCGCAGGAGCAGUGUGAACUCCGUAAAGUGGUCCUCCCAGGGGAUGCUCAGGAUGUCUUGUGAGGCCAUGAACGAGCUCUUUCAGCCCACAGUCAGCGGGAUCAUCCAGCACAUAGAGGCGCUGCUGGCGCGCCCCGAAGUGCAGGGCGUGAAGCUGCUGUUCCUGGUGGGCGGCUUCGCGGAGUCGGCCGUGCUGCAGCACGCGGUGCAGGCGGCGUUGGGCCCCCGCGGCUUGCGCGUGGUGGUCCCGCACGACGUGGGCCUCACCAUCCUUAAGGGCGCCGUGCUCUUCGGACAGGCGCCCGGUGUGGUGCGAGUGCGCCGCUCGCCGCUCACUUACGGCGUGGGAGUGCUCAAUCGCUUCGUGGCUGGGCGCCACCCACCCGAAAAGCUGCUGGUUCGCGACGGCCGCCGCUGGUGCACCGACGUAUUUGAGCGCUUCGUGGCCGCCGAGCAGUCGGUGGCCCUGGGUGAGGAGGUGCGGCGCAGCUACUGCCCGGCGCGCCCGGGCCAGCGGCGCGUCCUUAUCAACCUGUACUGCUGCGCCGCCGAGGACGCGCGCUUCAUCACCGACCCGGGCGUGCGCAAGUGCGGCGCGCUCAGCCUAGAGCUCGAGCCGGAGCCCGCGGAGGGCGGCCCCAACGCUGCCGGAGCGCCCCCUGGCCGCCGCGAGAUCCGCGCCGCCAUGCAGUUUGGCGACACAGAGAUUAAGGUUACUGCCGUCGAUGUCAGUACCAAUCGUUCCGUGCGCGCCACCAUCGACUUUCUUUCCAAUUGAGGGCGCGAGCACGAUGCCAGCCCCACCUUGGCCCAGCCGCACCCUUUUGGCUCCAGGGCCUGGGGAGCCGGCUGGGGCCAUGCUGCCCCGGGAGAUGAGGUCGCAGGAGGGAUGGGUGGGGACACAUCCAGAAACUCUGGCUUUGGGAUUGGGGCCUGGUCCCAUGACUGGAAGGUCGAAGGGCCCUGUCAAGGACUGAGAUCAAGACGACUUAGGUUUCUAAGACGGUGUGCCCGCAGGGAGCUCUUGAUCCAGAAAGCAGAGAAUGCACCAGAAGAGUAGAGUCCUGGUCUGAACUGGGGGCCAGGGGGGGAGUGGGGAGGGGGGUUGGGGUGGAGGCAGCUGGGAGAAGCUAAGCAACGCUACUGCAGGUGAGGCCGCAGGAGAAAGGAGGCUGUGCAGGGCCUGGGCCUGGGGGCAGAGUGCAGGGAUUGGCUCAGCCUGUGUAAGGGAGCUGGGCAGCACAACAACAGGAAGGCGGACCUGAGAGGGCUAGAGGUAAAAGGACCUUCCUUCCUGGGUGCGGUACUGACCACCCAAGUAUGAAUGCUGAGGAAGGGCAGUGGUAGGUUCUGAGAAGGGUGCAGGGUGAAGGCACUUAUAAGAGGAUGUGGGGGAACAUGUUGGGGUGUUGGGGGGGGGCUUUCCUUUAUCUGAGAAGGUCCCAAGGCCAGCCUAUAAAUGACCCACUUGAACUCUAUCCAACCACCUAAGUGGAGGAGGGGAGGGAAGGCAGAGGGGGCACUGACUGAGGGCUGGUCCCACCUCUGCCCCCUCAGCUCUGCUGGCAGCUCAGUGUACCUGCCUGAGCCCCCUUGGGUGACAAUAAAGCAUGCUCAAGGUGAAGCCAUAGCCUCCAGGUACCUCAUGAGAGGGAACCCCAAAAGCAGAGUUGUGGAGAAGGGCUGGGAACUGACUAAAAGGAGGUGCUCCUGUCUCCAGGUCAAGCCCCCUAAGCUGAACAACCGAUUCCACAGACCAAGCUCUGACCUGGGCAGAAGGCUCCCCAUUCAAACUCCGUCUUGGCGACUGUUCCCAGGCCUAAAAUGCCACCACCUAUGCAUACAUCUUUGGGGGCUGGGGGCUGUAAUACCAUGAAGUGACCCUGCCUCCAAAAAGAAUGAGUUUAGCCAGAACUGUUCCUUGGCUCAACUGCAGAAGGGUGGGCAUCCUCAGAGCCCUGGAGAACAAAAAUAUCCUGCUGGCCUCUGGUGUCCAAUGGAAGUUUUAUUUCUUUAGGAUUUUAGCCCAACCAGUCAUUUAAAAACCAAGUAACACAGACCUGGGGAGUAGGGGCUGGGGACCGCACCUCCCUCCUACUCACCAUGGACAGCAGUGGAAAAGAGGGAGGGGACAGGAGAGGUGGCCAAAGCGAGACAGCAGCAGCAAUACUGGUGGCAGCUAUGCCACAGAGCCAGCUCCCUCCUCUCCCAGGCCCUGGCAGGAGCCCCUAUGGCUUGGGGAGGAUGGUUGGUAAAACCCGCCCCAGGCUCUCCCCCAUCCCUCCUCAGAUAGCCUCCCUGGGGGCUCAACCCAUUUCUUCCGGCAGGAGACUGAGGCACACCGAGAGGAGGAAGUGGGAGAGGAGGACGCUGGGGAGGCAGGGAGGUGGCACACAUAUGAGGUGAGAGGUGUGGGCAGGGCUCUGGCUUGGAGGCCCUUGGACCCUCCACCUCCAUGCCCACCCCGGGGAGGGGUGCGGAAGCUACACCGUCACGCAGCAUUCAGGGAGAGGAGGUGGGGUUUAAGGCUGAGGGGCCCCAAGGCAGGCGGGGGCGCGGGCCUCAGUCGAAGCCGUGCCAAUCACUGUGCUCCGAGUCGUAUUCAAGCUCAGCACCCACGCACUUGACACCAUCUAGCAGCAUGGGUGUGCCGUGGUGUCGGUCUGCAAGGCAGGCGACAUGUCAGUAUGCCAGGCUGGAGCCCAGCCCCAGCUACUCCAAGGGAACUGCCACCCUCCCUCCUGGCUCCGCUAGGGGCGUGGGGAGGAGGGCACCCACGAAGGAGCUGGGAAUGGGCGGGGGCAAGGAUCCCUUUCUCCGAUGCAAGGGGGUGGGGAAACCCCUUGUGGCCAAAUGGGUGCCUCCCUCCUCCAGCCAGACCCACGCCUCACGCUCUCACCCAUGACGCGUGCCUGUACCACGACCCGCACGCAGGUGCCGGUGCCACCUUCACAGGCCAGCAGCAUCUCCUCCUUGAGGACGCCCUCCUUGUGCGCCGAGUACUCACACUUGACGCUGUAACCUGCCCAGGUGAUCGACAUCUCUGCAGCCUCCCGCCCCGACCCCCAGCACCCAUUGCCCCCCAGGACUGGCUGACUCCUCCAAAGGAGUGGGGAAGGCCCAGGACCCACCCCCCCAGGGCUGUGCGCACUGGCCUCUGGAACUUCACAUUUUUCAGUGAGCUCCACAUGACUUCGCCCACAGGCUUCCAAGAGGUGGGACUCCCCAGUAAGGUAGGUGGGGAGAGGGGGUGACGGGAGGGAGGAGUAGGGCAGGGCUCAAGCAGAUCAGGUGGCAAGAGGCGAAGGCUGAGAGGGCUUGCUCAAUCUGCUUAAGGGCAAGGUCAUGAGAUGAAGGUAGGGGGACAUGAAACUGAAGCUGGGGCUUCAGCACAUGGUGAAACUGAUACCCUAGCCUUUGGGAGCUGGUGGGGGUGGGGUGGGGAGCUGCUGAAGCUGGCAGGGUACAAAGAAGCAGCCCAUGUCUGGUGGGUGCUGGGAGGUAGCUGCCUGGAGGUCCUGAGGUUCCAGUGGAUUCUUCCUGAGGUGCAGGAAAGGGAAGGCUCUAGGCAGCCCACUGAGGGAACUACCAGGCAAUGAACAGAUACAGACCAACUCUGUGAGCCUGUGGACUUGCGUCCAGAGAGUGUGGCCUGGGAUGGGGGCCCACACUGCAAGCCUAUAAAGAGGCAUCAUGGCCCCAGAGUGCUGAGCUGCCCGGGGUGGGGAGGCGGAAGUACCCCAUGCUCUCACUCCCACUCACAUGCAGGCCCUGCUGGAAAAGGGGACGCACCUUCUGGGAUGGGCAUGACGCUGAGGAGCUUGAGGUGCAGGCUGGGGACAGGUGCCUCUCGGACGUCCUUGCUCAGCCUGUGCACUGGGGGCAGAGUGAAGGUAAUCUCAUACCUGUGCAGGAUCUUCAGGAAGCCAACCUGCAGCAGGAGGGGUGGGGUAAGGAGGCACCUUCACUCUCAAUCUCCCCCCGGGGCCCACCCAGGUUGUGCCACCUAUGAGCUCUGUACAUGAGCAACAGAAAUUGCUCAGGCCCUACACUGGCUUCCUCCAUAAUCCCAGGGGACCCUGACUCCCUCCAUCUAGCUGGUCCAUACCUCUGGCCUGGUAGUUCCAGGCCCUUUCUCCAAGGCUCCACCCCUACACCUUGGCCAGCACACUCCUUAGCAUCUGUCUCAUGGGCCCUGAAGUUCCUCAGUGGCCCAUUCUGUAGGUGAUGAAAUGGAAGCCAGGAAACAGUUGGCUGAA
Molecule: messenger RNA, 7458 nt
Organism: Sus scrofa (pig)
Lineage: Eukaryota; Metazoa; Chordata; Mammalia; Artiodactyla; Suidae
Source: RefSeq, a predicted model, not a curated record